Molecule: messenger RNA, 1668 nt
Organism: Triticum turgidum subsp. durum (durum wheat)
Lineage: Eukaryota; Viridiplantae; Streptophyta; Magnoliopsida; Poales; Poaceae
Source: the annotation of a GenBank genome assembly
AUGCUAACAAAGCUUAAACUCAUUGGCCUAGGAAGUUUUGAAAAAUGGGUUUACCCAGCUGAACAAGAGUCUUCCAUUGAUGGAGACUUGUUGCCAUUAGAUGCUCAUAUGUUCCCUCUUUUGCAAGUUCUGAUUAUUAGGAAGUGCCCGAAACUGUUGGGGUUGCCUUUCUCAAACCACAUUACUUCCACUGAUUGGUUCCCCAAGCUACAAGUGCUUGAGUUACGUGACUGUCCUGAAUUCUUGCCAGUGAUUCCCAUCUCCUGGAUCGGAAGUCUGCAUUCUGUCAUGAUGAAAUGUGUAGAGAUGCUAAAUGCGUUUGAGUACUCAAAAUCAUUUGAUAGAGCUGUAUUGGAAAUUCUUGCAGAGGAUGAUCUGCAUACCUUAGACCAAGUGUUAGUGUUUGAUAAAGAAAUAGGUCUUGAGCACUUGGUACUCGAGAGGUGCCCACCUCUGGAGUUGAAGCACCUUCUGAUGCUAACCUCGCUAAAGAUAUUGUUUGUACAACAUUCAGAUUGUUGGUUUGGACCACUAGGAGGUCAAGCUGAUGUGGAAUGGCAACUCCCUGUUGCGCAUAUGCGGAUAUGGGACUUAAAUGGUAAUAGUGGGGAGGAAUUGACAGAGCUCCUCCCCCACCUCCCAAAUCUCUCCAAAUUGAAAAUAAUAGAGUGUAAAAGCAUAAAACAACUGGUGGUGGGCCUGAAUGUGCAACAAACAACAUCGGAAGCAGCAGCAGAGGAAGAGGAUGGUGGGAUGCUGGCCUUCCCAGCUGAUCUAUGUGACUCGCUACAGGAAUUGGAGUUCUUUGGCUGCCCAGAGCUGGUCCUAGUGGACCCACCAAUGCUCCAAGCCUUGCGAUCCCUCCAGAGAUUAUGCAUAAUGAAUACCCCAAAGUUUAUAUCCACCUUCUUGUUUACCCGUCACAUUUUUCCAUCCUCCCUGCAGUUCCUGCAGCUUUGGGGUGUGGAAGGCCUGGAGACUGGAGCCCCUCUCAAACCUCUCUUCCCUUACUGGAUUAGAUGCAGAGAGGAUCUGAAAUGUCAGGGCUUGCAGUUUCUCCUUACCACCGGCGGCAAGCUGAACGAAUUAACAGUCCUUGGCAGCCGAAGGUUCUUUGAUGGUUGGGAUCCCAAUCCCAUAUGCGCUUUGGAGGACGCUGAAGGAGGAGAAGAGCAGCAGACAUGGCUUGUUUCAUCCACACUGCAGAAACUUUGCACGGAUCACGUGGAAGGAGGACUUCUUGCUGCACCCAUCUGCGGCAUCCUCUCUUCCUCCCUCACCGAGCUGAAACUUUGGUCUCAAGGAGUUGGAGAGCGCUUCAGCAAGGAGGAAGAGGACGCUCUUCUGCUCCUCUCCUCCAUCCAGCAACUUGAGUUUCAGAGAUGCAACUUCCUUCAGCAACUCCCUGCAGGGCUGAGCAACCUUACGAGCCUCAAGAGAUUAUCAAUCUACGCCUGUCAAGCGGUCUCGUCAUUGCCCAUCAAUGGGUUCCCCAAAUCACUACAAGAGCUAGAUGUCAGAUUCUCCAACAAGGAGCUAAUACAGCAGUGCAGGGGGUUGGCCAUCCACUGUGCAGCACAAUGCCUUGGUAGUUCCCCUGUACAUUCGUUUAGCCUUGUGGAGCUCUUCCUUUUCCAUACAAACACAUCUGCCACAUGCAUGACAUGA